Clunio marinus is the source of this 258-nucleotide messenger RNA. The record is from the annotation of a GenBank genome assembly. Lineage: Eukaryota; Metazoa; Arthropoda; Insecta; Diptera; Chironomidae.
AUGUGUGUGUGUGAUGAGCGGGGAAAAAAUAAACAUUCGGAUGAAGUUUCGUUUCCCAUAACAACAGAAGACAAAUUGGAGCCGAUCAGCCGAUGUACGCAAUCAAUGAAAAAGUAUUUAGACGAGCUUAAAGAAAUUUUAGUGCUGUCAUUUGAACAUGCCAAAGUUAGACUUUAUUCAAUAAUUAAUUUAAAACAAAAUACUAGAGAACAAGCACAUGGGAGACAUUUUAAAGCGCAUGUCCAGACUACACUUUGA